Molecule: messenger RNA, 2625 nt
Organism: Melanaphis sacchari
Lineage: Eukaryota; Metazoa; Arthropoda; Insecta; Hemiptera; Aphididae
Product: acetylcholine receptor subunit alpha-type acr-16-like
Exons: 12
Coding region: 785-2344 (519 amino acids)
Biological process (GO): regulation of membrane potential; chemical synaptic transmission; monoatomic ion transmembrane transport
Cellular component (GO): synapse; neuron projection; postsynaptic membrane
Molecular function (GO): acetylcholine-gated monoatomic cation-selective channel activity; transmembrane signaling receptor activity
Source: RefSeq, a predicted model, not a curated record
ACCACCGCCGUUGUUUGUCUUCUCGUCCGUCGCGGCCGACGUCCGCUCGUUCACUGUCGUCGCGUCGUCAUCUCCGUCGUCGUCGUCGUCGUCUUCUUGUUCGUGUAUCGGUCCAGAUCUCUUCGACUUCGUAUACAUAAUAUGUGUGUAUAGGUCUUCGGAGUUUAUUAUUAUUUUUUUUUCUUUCGAAGUCUUUUCCGUCGUCGUCUCUCCUCCCCAGACAACUCUCUUCACUCUCCGUCGCUACAUUCAUCGCGACCCGCGCAAAUACAACACGCGUCGGGUACGUGCAGUACGCGCUCGCGGAGAGUACCCAUACCGUCGUUUACCGUCCGCGUCGCAUCUCCUCUGUCUCGUCUCCUCCGCCGUCACUAGCAGAAAACGGUGUAGAACAUCACACUGCCGCAUCGCCACCGCCGCGUCGCCGCGUGUAACCACAGAUCCUACACCGGUGCCGGGUGGUAAUGGGUGGCCGGUGCUGCCGCCGCGAGCCGUCUGCGUCGUCGAUAUCGCGACGGACAGCAGCGUCGUUGACGACCAUCGCUCGCGGGUCCGUCGCCGUGCGCUGAGAGACGCCACGAGAGCCAGAGCCCGCGGUAGCGAUAUGCCGGCGACGAUUCGGUGCAACUGGUGGCCGUGUCGCUGGCGGUCCGUCCAACGGUCCGUUCGUCCCGUGCCGGUCGUCCCCCCGCGAAGCGGUCAUUGCGUCCCGGCGUGAUUGUCGUCGUCUUCGUCGUCGUCGUCGUCGUCGGUUUUGGCCGCGCGCGCACCGUCCACACGCGUGAUGUCGUCCCCGUCAAAGUUCGUCGCCGUGCUCUUCCUGUUGGCCGCCGUGAAAAUAAAAGAGAGCGUUCAAGGCAAAUUCGAAAGGCAACUGUUGGAUGACCUCUUAAUGGAAUACAACCCUCUGGAGAGACCUGUAUCCAACGAAUCCGAUCCACUUGAAGUUACAUUUGGUAUCACACUACAGCAGAUAAUAGACGUGGAUGAAAAAAAUCAAAUCGUUAUAACAAAUGCUUGGUUAAACAUGGAAUGGGUAGAUUACAAUAUGAGAUGGAACAUUUCCGAUUAUGGUGGUGUCAAGGAUCUCAGACUCAAUCCAAACCGGCUAUGGAAACCAGACAUACUCAUGUAUAACAGCGCUGACGAGAAAUUUGAUGGUACUUAUCAAACUAAUGUGGUAGUAAGGCACAAUGGUACAUGCCUGUACGUGCCACCUGGUAUUUUCAAAAGUACAUGUAAAAUCGACAUUACAUGGUUCCCAUUUGAUGACCAAAAUUGCCUUAUGAAAUUUGGUAGUUGGACAUACAACGGUUUUCAGAUUGAUUUAGUGCUCAAAUCAGAUGGAGGCGAUCUAACAGACUUUACAACGAAUGGUGAAUGGUAUUUGUUAGGUAUGCCUGGAAAAAAGAACGUGAUAACUUACGGCUGUUGCCCAGAGCCAUAUGUGGACAUCACGUUUAUUAUAAAGAUCAGACGGAGGACGUUGUAUUAUUUCUUCAACCUGAUCGUGCCAUGUGUACUUAUCUCGUCGAUGGCUCUACUGGGCUUUACACUACCUCCGGACUGUGGUGAAAAGCUUACACUAGAAAUAACUAUACUACUGUCACUAACAGUAUUUCUGAAUCUAGUCGCCGAGUCAAUGCCAACAACGUCCGAAGCGGUUCCCCUUAUAGGAGUGACCAUCUUGCUAUCACUGACAGUGUUCCUGAAUUUGGUGGCGGAAACGCUUCCACAAGUCUCCGACGCGAUACCCUUGCUAGGUACUUACUUCAAUUGCAUCAUGUUUAUGGUGGCUUCGUCGGUAGUACUCACGUUGGUGGUACUUAACUAUCAUCACCGAACAGCUGACAUACAUACAAUGGGACCAUGGGUUAAGUGUUUUUUCCUGCUAUGGUUGCCAUGGAUCUUGUGUAUGCAAAGGCCAGGUAAAGACAUAUCGUUCAAAGCCAUCAGAAGUAGAUAUACAGAUCGAAAAGGCAUAGAACUCCGAGAGCGAUCAUCAAGAAGUUUAUUAGCCAACGUUCUUGAUAUCGAUGAUGAUUUUCGAGCAAGUGUCCUCUCACACCGCGUAUACAACAAUGGAGCUGCCAGUUCUUCUUCAACGGCGUCUGAGUCAAGAAGCGUCUGCACCUACUCGGCUAGAGAAUUGCAACUAAUACUACAAGAAGUACGAUAUAUCACUGAUCACAUGCGAAAGCAACAGGAUGACCAAGAAGUAAUCAACGACUGGAAAUACGCAGCGAUGGUAGUAGACAGAUUCUGUUUGAUAGUGUUCACUUUUUUCACACUAGUCGCUACUGUUGCCGUAAUGUAUUCAGCGCCUCAUAUAAUUGUUGAGUGACUUAGACAUUGUAUUCACUUCUUGGAUGUCCAUAUGGUAGUCAUGAAUUUGUUAAAUAUUUAUUUCAGAGUGUAUGAGUUGUUUUGAAAUAUAAAAAUAGAAGUUUUUUUUUAUAAUACCGUAAAAAAAUCGAUGAAGAGCUUAGAAAAAAAUUCUAUGAUACACAACGCAUUUACAGGGUGUUAAAAAGAUCAUGGGCCAAGAAUGAGUCCUUCUAAAUAAUUAAAUUACAGUGUUUUAAUUUUAAUCAUCCAAAAUACACCCUGUUUUUAUUUUUAAUA